Messenger RNA from Rhizoctonia solani, 705 nucleotides. RefSeq lists its product as uncharacterized. Lineage: Eukaryota; Fungi; Basidiomycota; Agaricomycetes; Cantharellales; Ceratobasidiaceae. The transcript has 4 exons. The record is from RefSeq and is a predicted model, not a curated record. The coding region runs from base 1 to 705 and encodes 234 amino acids.
AUGCUAUUUCGAUAUCUACUUGCUCCUCUCUUGGCCCUUUCGCAUGUCGGGGCGACAAUGACCGCAAGGUCCGAGCCCUCCGUCUGUGGACCAGUAGGGCAUUUCAGUGCUAUAUUGCCUAUCAUGGGUUGGCUUGACUGCGAAAUCAACCUUGCGAAGGCAAACAUGUCCGCUGUCAUGGCCUCGCCUUCUGAGUCUAGCAAUGCUCAAAUGAACGAAACUAUUUUUGAUAUAUCCGUCAAAAUGCUGAUGGCAUCGAAGAAUGUUCGCGAACUCAACCGGACGCUCAUCGAGACGUAUGGUCUAAGUAGUGACGGAUUACGGCUGUUGUCGCCGGAAGAAAUUGGUCCUGCAGCUGCGCCUUGUUUUCAGAACAUGGUUUCUUUGGAGACUAUGAUACGGGACCAUAUACUAUCCAAACGCAAAAAUCAUAGGCCCAGGGACGUUGGUACUGCUCUGUUCUUAUCUGGAAAGGAGUAUGUCUACGGUUACUCCGCUUCUCUGAUCGCUGGUUCGAAAGACUAUGUGAGUUUUGCAUCUGCUGUAAAUCUGACAGGGGAGUUGCACAUACAAGGAGGUGCCAGCGUGCUCAAUGUUCAACUCAACAAUGUUCAGCUAGGACUGUAUUACGGCGAAUGGAGUCAUGCGGCUUCCAUCCCGGAAAACCAGAUUAAGGGAUUAAACUCUUCGUUGAGCGCUCCUUAG